Messenger RNA from Ilyonectria robusta, 1559 nucleotides. RefSeq names its product glycoside hydrolase superfamily. The record is from RefSeq and is a predicted model, not a curated record. The coding region runs from base 19 to 1263 and encodes 414 amino acids. The transcript has 5 exons. Gene Ontology annotation, molecular function: beta-glucosidase activity. Gene Ontology annotation, biological process: glucan catabolic process. Gene Ontology annotation, cellular component: extracellular region; cell surface. NCBI's taxonomy places the organism in Eukaryota, Fungi, Ascomycota, Sordariomycetes, Hypocreales, Nectriaceae.
CUACUCGACAUCCUUACGAUGCUUACAUCUUCAUUGCUGGUUGCUAUUGCAGCCUUCGCUUCAUCCGCUCAAGCUUGGCUCCCUAGCGAUGGCUCUGCUGCUGCCGUUGACAAACGCAGCCUCGGACUAUUCCCUCCCCCAGGACAGGAAGGCGUUGACAAACGAUGGCUCCCAGGUUCCGGGAAGAUCCGCGGUGUGAACCUGGGUUCCCUCUUCGUCUUUGAGCCCUGGAUCUCUUCGUCGGAGUGGGCUGCCAUAGGAUGUGCAAACCAGAACUCCGAGUUUGACUGUGUCAUGAACAACGGCCAGGAUACCGCCGACACCAAUUUUCAGGCUCACUGGAGGAGGUUCAUUAAUGAGUCGGAUCUGAACGACAUGGUCAACUAUGGCCUCAACACCAUUCGAAUUCCCCUGGGAUACUGGCUCAAGGAGUCGCUAGUGGACAGCUCUGAACAUUUCCCCAAGGGUGGAUUAGACUACCUGACUGAGUUCGUUGGUUGGGCCAGUGACAGGGGCUUCUACAUCAUCCUCGAUCUUCAUGGUGCCCCGGGUGCUCAACAAACGAGGCAGCCAUUCACUGGUCAGUACGCUGACACAGUUGGCUUCUACAACGACUACAACUACGGCCGCGCCAUCGAGUGGCUAGAGUGGAUUGUCAACAUUGUCCACACUACCAACGAAUACCGAAAUGUCGGCAUGAUCGAGCUCGUCAACGAGCCGCUCAACUGGGACAACGCCGUUGAUACGCUGCGUUCUUCGUACUACCCCGAUGCCUACAAGGCCAUCCGCACCGUCGAAGACAACCUCAAUGUCAAGUCCAACGAUCGCCUCCACAUUCAGAUGAUGAGCUCCCUCUGGGGCAGUGGCAACCCCGUGGAGCACCUCGACGACACUAGCUUCACUGCCUUCGAUGACCACCGCUACCUCAAGUGGGACACGGCCGUUGAGGUCUCCCACGAUUCGUACAUCUCGACCUCCUGCAGCGACGACCGUAACUCUAAUGGCCCCUCGAUUGUCGGCGAGUGGAGUCUCGCUGUCCCCGAUAAUGUGGAGGGUACCGAUGAGUGGAGCCCGUCCACCCAGAAGGACUUCUACUCCAAGUGGUUCGCUGCCCAGGUUCAUGCGUAUGAGUCGACAACUCUCGGCUGGGUCUUCUGGACCUGGAAGACUAACUUGGGCGACGACUAUCGAUGGUCCUACAAAGCUGCCGUUGAGGCAGGCGUCAUCCCGACCGACUUGAGCAACAUGUCCAACCCCUGUUAAACCGGCAACCUACCAAAACGGGUUUGAAUUAUCAGAAGUAUAUGCUGCCUUGACGGUGAUCUGAGAUAGCUGCUUCGUGUUUCAAACUCUUCUCUUCAAACUUGCAUUAUUAUUGAUUAAUCCUCGAAGCAAGCUGCCUCAGGGUGAAUAUGACGGCUCUUAUCUUUGUGAGAAGUGUAAAUUCCGGACAGAUCUGGGGAUGUACGAGUUUAGAAUUCCGGUGGGAUAGGCCAAGGAUAGCUUAGAAAAUUACACUGGGGCACCUGAUGUACAACAACCGUAGUACUGUAUAGCCG